This is a messenger RNA of Haliotis rufescens (red abalone), 528 nucleotides long. Its product is annotated as interleukin 17-like protein. The transcript has a single exon. The record is from RefSeq and is a predicted model, not a curated record. NCBI's taxonomy places the organism in Eukaryota, Metazoa, Mollusca, Gastropoda, Lepetellida, Haliotidae. Gene Ontology annotation, cellular component: extracellular region. Gene Ontology annotation, molecular function: cytokine activity. The coding region runs from base 1 to 528 and encodes 175 amino acids.
AUGGAAGCGACCAAACCGCCAUCAUCGCCACGUUACUUCGCAAUGUUGCUGCUUGUCUCCUGUGUCGCCGGCCAACACGCGGACUGUGGGGGCCCAGGUAACAUCACGGAGUUAAUGGCCAGACUGAACAGUCUAAAUCCUGGCACGUUCGUCCAGUACGACCCGCAAGGACAUCUUGAUGGUGUGACCAGGUCGGUCAAUACUACUACUACUAUUCACUCAUACCCCGACUGCCCUACGUCUGUAGGAGAUCCAUCAGCUGCUGUCAACGACAGGGCGUUGUGUCCAUGGCAGAACAGAGAGGUGCACUAUCUAGGUCAGUACCCCCCGUCGCUGGUAGAGGCAAGAUGCUUGUGUCAAAGGUGUGUGGAGAACAGGGGUUUCAGCUGUGAACCCGUCACGUCCGCCACCUGGGUCCUGCAGCAGACUGGGGAAUGUAGAUCAGGUGCCCGGAUGUACCGAGCGAUUCAGAGGAAUAUCACAGUGGGAUGUACCUGUGUCAAUCCAGUCACCAAUGGACGGACAUAA